Messenger RNA from Drosophila navojoa, 831 nucleotides. Its product is annotated as glutathione S-transferase 1-1. Gene Ontology annotation, molecular function: glutathione transferase activity. Lineage: Eukaryota; Metazoa; Arthropoda; Insecta; Diptera; Drosophilidae. Gene Ontology annotation, biological process: glutathione metabolic process. The record is from RefSeq and is a predicted model, not a curated record.
AUACAUAUGUGUGUGUGUAAGCUUGUGUGUGCUUUCAUAUUUGUCCACGCUCGAAUUCUCUUUGUAAUUCGCUCUCCUUUUGCUGCACUCAUCAAAUAGCGGGCGGCUUUACAAUAUCUCAAUUCAGUUGCAAAAAGUACAGUUGGCAGGAAACGUACGAUAACGAAAAAUAUGUUGGACUUUUACUAUAUGCUAUAUUCGGCGCCCUGUCGCUCCAUUCUGAUGUUGGCGCAGGCUCUGGGCAUAGAGCUGAACAAGAAGCAAGUGGAUCUGGAUGCAGGAGAUCAUUUGAAGCCCGACUUUCUAAAGCUGAACCCACAGCACACGAUUCCCACAUUAGUUGAUGGCGACUUUGCGCUGUGGGAAUCGCGUGCCAUACUGUUAUAUCUGGUGGAGGCCUACGGCAAGGAUGACGCCUUGUACCCCAAAGAUCCGAAACAAAGGGCCGUCGUGAAUCAUCGUUUGUUCUUCGAUCUGGGCACAUUGUACCAGAGCUAUGUCUACUACUACUAUCCUCAAUUGUUUGAGGAUGUCAAAAAGCCAGCUGAUCCUGAAAAUUUUAAAAAAAUUGAAGCAGCUUUCGCCGCGUUCAAUACAUUGUUGGAGGGCCUCAAGUAUGCAGCUGGCGAUAAGCUCACUGUGGCCGAUUUCCCGCUCCUAACAACCGUUUCGACCUUCGAGGUGACUGGCUAUGAUUUCAGCAAGUACAGCAAUGUAACCAAGUGGUAUGAAACAGCCAAGAAAGAAGUGCCCGGCUGGGAGGAAAACUGGGAGGGCUGCUUGUAUUACAAGAAAUUGUAUUUGUCGGAGCUAUAAUUAGAGUGCCAGAUA